AUUGUGGCUGCCUAUGUUUCCCGAUUUUACUGCUCCAACUUCCGUAUUAGCUGUGUUGAACGAAACUCCAGCUGAGUGGCGCCGGAAUCCAUUAUGUCUGUAGUGUCACGUAUUUAUUAGAUUGAUUCAAGAACAAUGGAAUGUUUAUACCUCUGCAGUGUCCUUUUGUAUCUGGAUAUUUCCUUUCGUUGACAUUCUCGUACAAUAAUGCGGCUGAGGGUAUUGACUCUCAAGACAGAGAUGGGAAGGAAAAUGAUAUGACUGAUGGAAACAAAAAUGAUACUCCAUUUAGCAAUAUUUAUGCAGCAUCUUCAACAUCUACAACUUCCCAAACAGUGGUUGUUCCUGAAUCAUGUGUGGAUCGCUCUGGACAUAACCGAAACAAAUGUCCCCAGGAUGUGUCCUGUGCUAACCUUCCAAAAGAUUGUUUUGAAUGCAGUUUCAACUGUACUUGUGUUUAUGGACAAGAAGUAGAGGUCAAAUGUUAUCCAAGAGCAAAAUCAUCAUCAUGUGAGGAAAUUAGCAUGAAUAUGACAUGCCGUUAUUGCUACCAAACUGAACAUUGGGAACAUACUUGUGAAGGCACUGACAAUUGUCAAGCUGUCAGUUCACCUAGAGAAAUGUUCACGUCAAAUUGUACAGUGAACAGUGAUAUAUUAUGUCUGGGGAAUCGUAGUUUCCCAAAGAGGUUACCAUGUAAUUGGACAUCUGGAUACAAAUGGUCAACAGCCUUACUUCUGUCUAUUACCCUUGGAGGCUUUGGUGCUGACAGAUUUUACUUAGGGCACUGGCAAGAAGGUAUUGGAAAGUUGUUUAGCUUCGGUGGUCUUGGUGUGUGGACCAUCAUGGAUGUAAUAUUGAUUGCCAUUAGGUAUUUAGGACCAGCAGAUGGGUCCCUGUAUAUAUAAAGUUAAGUUAUUACUGAAAUAAAAAUAUAAAAAUU
Messenger RNA from Macrobrachium nipponense, 943 nucleotides. Its product is annotated as TM2 domain-containing protein almondex-like. The record is from RefSeq and is a predicted model, not a curated record. Lineage: Eukaryota; Metazoa; Arthropoda; Malacostraca; Decapoda; Palaemonidae. The coding region runs from base 141 to 908 and encodes 255 amino acids. The transcript has 8 exons.